This is a messenger RNA of Brachypodium distachyon (stiff brome), 1302 nucleotides long. RefSeq names its product transcription factor bHLH162. The record is from RefSeq and is a predicted model, not a curated record. The coding region runs from base 141 to 746 and encodes 201 amino acids. Gene Ontology annotation, biological process: regulation of transcription by RNA polymerase II. The transcript is spliced from 3 exons. Gene Ontology annotation, molecular function: RNA polymerase II transcription regulatory region sequence-specific DNA binding; DNA-binding transcription factor activity, RNA polymerase II-specific; protein dimerization activity. Gene Ontology annotation, cellular component: RNA polymerase II transcription regulator complex. NCBI's taxonomy places the organism in Eukaryota, Viridiplantae, Streptophyta, Magnoliopsida, Poales, Poaceae.
CAUAGCAAAGAGCAACCAAUUAACUCGUGAUCGAGUACGUACGUCACGACUCGCUAGCCUGCAGGUGCGAAACGAACUUACGUACUGAUCAGGACGAGCGUUCACGACCGAGACCGACCGACCACUGCACGUCAGUACUCAUGGAGAUGCCACCGCCGCCGCCUCCUCCUCCCCGCCGUCCUGCGGCGACGGGGCCGGCCGGCGGCAAGCCUGACCGCAAGACGGUGGAGCGCGUCCGCCGCAACCAGAUGAACGCGCUCUACUCCCGCCUCGACAAUCUCGUCCGCGCCGGCGGCGGCGCCGCGCCUUCUCCCGCACCGGCGGCGACGAGGCCUGACAGGCUCGGGGAGGCGGCGGCGUACAUAACGCAGACGGCGGAGCGGGUGGAGAGGCUCAAGGAGAGGAAGCGCGAGCUGACGGCGGCCAGGGCUACCACCACCGAGGCCGGCUCCGGCUCCGGGUCGGGUUCCGGAUCCUCCCAGCAGCUGGAAGUGCAGGUGCAGCACCUGGGCUCCGGCCUGCACGCCAUCCUCGCCACCGGGGGUCCUCCGAGCGACGGCGCGUCCUUCCACCGCGCCGUGCGCGCCGUCGAGGAGGCCGGCGGCGACGUGCAGAACGCGCACUUCUCCGUCGUCGCCGCCAGGGCCGUCUACACCAUCCAUGCGCUGGUGGGGGAGCAACCGGGCAGCAUCGAGAGGGUGGUGCAAAGGCUCAAGGAAGCUGUGCGUGGACAUGGUGGACGCUAAGCCCUAAAUUAAGGGCCUGUCCACAACAACACGGCAGAGGCAGAAAUCAAACUAUUCCAUGCAUGUGGAAGUUCUGCCAAGAUUGAUUAAUUAUGUGAAAGUAGUUAAGUUGUGCCAAAAUUAAUCGUAGUAGUACUAUCCUCGCUAGUUGGUCUGCAUGCAUGGCGCAUGCAAAUAAUUCAACCUUAGAGUAAUUUCGUUAACGCGUUGGCCAUCUGUCAGUCAACGCGGCAUGCAGCACAGAGAGCAUGCCUACCUAGCUACCUGCUCUCUGGUAGUACUGCAAAAAGGACCGACGAACGAAACUGCAUGGCUUUGACGCGGUAAUUGUGGUUACCUGUAUUGCGGAUGAGUUGUGUGCAUGCACCGAUCCUAACAUUUGCGCAACUUGUGGCCGCGCUCGCUCGUGUAACACGUACUACGUACGUGUUGACAAUUGACGUGCGAGGACAAAUUUGCACAAGUUAUGCACAAUAUAUGUUCUGUACUCAGUACUGUAAGUCGAAAAAGAAUGUGUGUACUCUCUCCGGCAAUACGUAUUGUUCAAUUUUUUGUA